AUGGAAUCGUGCAUUUCUGAAAAAUUGAAUCCAGUUGUCGGAUCGAAUGACAUCAUAAAUGUUAUUGGUGAAUCAUUAUGGACCAAAGAAAUGAUACCAACAAUUUCAAUCGCCGAGAACUUUGGAAUCAGUAAUGAUAAUAUUAAAUCUUAUUUUUUCAUCGUAGAAGUUUCUCAAGAAUGUAAUGAUAAUGAUGCAUGGAAUAUUCUUCAAGACAUGUGGAAGAUGAAUUUACUGUCAUCCCUAUUUAUUUGCCGUGAUACUGAUAAGACUGUUACAUUAUAUACGUACAAUCCUUAUGCUCAAUAUGCACCACACCCAUGGCAACAUGUGAACUCUAUAUUCAAGAAGCAAGGUCAACAAUGGACAUUAUUUAAGAAGUUAUACUCAUCAGGUCGGCAUGGUUGCAACAAGUUGUUUUUUGAUAAAACAAAACUCCUAAAUGGAUCUGAAGUCGUCACUAUAAGACCUUAUUUUCGUCGUAUAGUAAACGUGACCCAUGAUGUCGACUCGAUAAAAAAUAUAAUGCCAUACCAUACGAGAAUGACGUUUAAAGAAAUUGUUUUUGUUUUAAACGAAGAUCUCAGUGUAAGACGCUCUGAGAGACUAGCAGCCAAGAAAAAUAAUAUCCUCUUUAAGUUCCCAAAUUUCAGUACCACUCAAUAUGAGUCUUCUUUUGUAAUAACAGUUAUACGAUUAUGGGAAGAAUUACCGGAGGAUAUUAUAAAUUCUUCAAGCUUGGAGGUUUUCAAAAACAAAAUUUUUGAUUAUUUAUUUAAUCUAGAUGUUUGA
Molecule: messenger RNA, 792 nt
Organism: Cotesia congregata
Lineage: Eukaryota; Metazoa; Arthropoda; Insecta; Hymenoptera; Braconidae
Source: the annotation of a GenBank genome assembly